Messenger RNA from Cyclopterus lumpus (lumpfish), 2922 nucleotides. Its product is annotated as protein NLRC3-like. Gene Ontology annotation, molecular function: protein binding. The record is from RefSeq and is a predicted model, not a curated record. Lineage: Eukaryota; Metazoa; Chordata; Actinopteri; Perciformes; Cyclopteridae. The annotation marks the transcript as partial. The transcript has 9 exons.
GGACUCCCUCCCUCUAAAACCACUCUGUGUGGGGAACAUGACAGCCAGACCAAAGCUCAGAGGGUCCAUCAGCAGAGAGCUGACUCUCCUGGAACUAGACCUGGACCUGGACCCAGCUGUGUGUCCAUGAAGAGUGACCAGUCUAUGGGAACCCCAUUAACAUUCAAAGAUGGACUUCAGUCUUUUGGGGUCCAUCAGCAAAGAGCUGACUCUCCUGGACCUGGACCUGGACCUGGAACUAGACCUGGACCUGGACCAAGCUGUGUGUCCAUGAAGAGUGACCAGUCUAUGGGAACCCCAUUAACAUUCAAAGAUGGACUUCAGUCUUUUGGGGUCCAUCAGCAGAGAGCUGACUCUCCUGGACCUGGACCUGGAACUAGACCUGGACCUGGACCUGGACCCAGCUGUGUGUCCAUGAAGAGUGACCAGUCUAUGAGAAGCCCUUUAACAUUCAAAGAUGGACUUCAGUCUGUUAAACUAAGAGUUCAGCAACAGAGAUCCCAAGUGAUCCCAAGAGACCUGGACCCCAUAUUUAAGCUGCUUGAGAAGAACAUUGUCAGCUUUAUGAAGAGCGAGCUGAAGAAGAUGCAAAAGGUCCUCAGUCCAGAUUACCCAGAAGGCUCUGCGGGUCAGAAGGAAGAUGAGGAGGUGUUGGACGGUGAGGAUGAAGAGCAGAUGAGGAGCAGCGGGGAAGCAUUUCUGAAGAUCACACUAAACCUCUUGAGAAGAAUGAAGCAGGAGGAGCUGGCUGACUGUCUGCAGAGCAAAACUAGUGCUGCAGUGUGCCAACAUGAACUCAAGUCUAACCUGAAGAAGAAGUUCCAGUGUGUGUUUGAGGGGAUCCCUAAAGCAGGGAACCCAACCCUCCUGAACCAGAUCUACACAGAGCUCUACAUCACAGAGGGAGGGACUGCAGAGGUCAAUGAGGAGCACGAGGUCAGACAGAUUGAAACAGCAUCCAGGAAACCACACAGACCAGAAACACCCAUCAGACAAGAAGACCUCUUCAAAGCCUCGUCUGGAAGAGAGGAACCAAUCAGAACAGUGAUGACAAAGGGAGUGGCUGGGGUUGGGAAAACAGUCCUAACACAGAAGUUCACUCUGGACUGGGCUGAAGACAAAGCCAACCAGGACAUCCAGUUCAUGUUUCCAUUCACGUUCAGAGAGCUGAAUGUGCUGAAAGAGAAGCAGUUCAGCUUGGUGGAACUAGUUCAUCACUUCUUCACUGAAACCAGAGAAGCAGCAAUCUGCAGGUUUGAAGAGUUCCCGGUUGUGUUCAUCUUUGACGGUCUGGAUGAGUGUCGACUUCCUCUGGACUUCCACAACAAUGAGGUCCUGACUGAUGUCACAGAAUCCACCUCAGUGGAUGUGCUGCUGACAAACCUCUUCAGGGGGAAACUGCUUCCCUCUGCUCGCCUCUGGAUAACCACACGACCUGCAGCAGCCAAUCAGAUCCCUCCUGACUGUGUUGGCUUGGUGACAGAGGUCAGAGGGUUCACUGACCCACAGAAGGAGGACUACUUCAGGAAGAGGUUCAGAGAUGAGGAGCAGGCCAGCAGGAUCAUCUCCCACAUCAAGACCUCCCGUAGCCUCCACAUCAUGUGCCACAUCCCAGUCUUCUGUUGGAUCACUGCUACAGUUCUGGAGGACGUGUUGAAGACCACAGAGGGAGGAGAGCUACCCAAGACCCUGACUGAGAUGUACAUCCACUUCCUGGUGGUUCAGUCCAAAGUGAAGAAGGUCAAGUUCGAUGGAGGAGCUGAAACGGAUCAACACUGGAGUCCAGAGAGCAGGAAGAUGACCGAGUCUCUGGGAAAACUGGCUUUUGAUCAGCUGCAGAAAGGGAACCUGAUCUUCUAUGAAUCCGAGCUGACAGAGUGUGGCAUCGAUAUCCGAGCAGCCUCAGUGUACUCAGGAGUGUUCACACAGAUCUUCAGAGAGGAGAGAGGACUGUACCAGGCCCAGGUGUUCUGCUUCGUCCAUCUGAGUGUUCAGGAGUUUCUGGCUGCUCUUCAUGUCCAUCUGACCUUCAGCAACUCUGGUGUCAACCUGAUGGCAGAAAAACAACCAAGACCUAAAGGCCUUGGUUGGCCUAAAGUAUUGAGAGCAGAACCUAAACUAAAACAUCUCUACCAGAGUGCUGUGGACAAGGCCUUACAGAGUCCAAAUGGACACCUGGACUUGUUCCUCCGCUUCCUCCUGGGUCUUUCCCUGGAGACCAAUCAGACUCUCCUACGAGGUCUGCUGACACAGACAGGAAGUAGCUCACUGACCAAUCAGGAAACAGUCCAGUACAUCAAGAAGAAGAUCAGUGAGAAUGUUUCUCCAGAGAAAAGCAUCAAUCUGUUCCACUGUCUGAAUGAACUGAAUGAUGGUUCUCUGGUGGAGGAGAUCCAACAGUCCCUGAGAUCAGGACGUCUCUCCAUAGAUAAACAGUCUCCUGCUCAGUGGUCAGCUCUGGUCUUCAUCUUACUGUCAUCAGAAAAAGAUCUGGAGGUGUUUGACCUGAAGAAAUACUCUGAUUCAGAGGAGGCUCUUCUGAGGCUGCUGCCGGUGGUCAAAGCCUCCAACAAAGCUGUGCUGAGUGGCUGUAAACUCUCAAAGAGAAGCUGUGGAGCUCUGUCCUCAGUCCUCAGCUCCCAGUCCUCUAGUCUGAAAGACCUGGACCUGAGUCACAACAAGCUGCAGGAUUCAGGAGUGAAGCUUCUCUCUGCUGGACUGGAGAGUCCACACUGUGCACUUGAACAUCUCAGUCUGUCAGACUGUCAGAUCUCAAAGGAAGGCUGUUCUUCUCUGGGAUCAGCUCUGAAGUCAAACCCCUCCAGUCUGAGAAAACUGGAUCUGAGUGGAAACCAGCUGCAGGAUUUAGGAGUGAAGCUGCUGAGUGGUUUUCUGGAGAGUCCACAUUGUAGUCUGGAGACU